Molecule: messenger RNA, 1930 nt
Organism: Ilex paraguariensis (yerba mate)
Lineage: Eukaryota; Viridiplantae; Streptophyta; Magnoliopsida; Aquifoliales; Aquifoliaceae
Source: the annotation of a GenBank genome assembly
CCAAGCAUUUUCACAGAUCAAUGCAAGAAGGUCAACAAAGAACAUUCAAACUCCUUUGGGUCAAAAUUUUAUAGAGGUUGACCGUUAUUGCAAUCCCUCCUCCAUUUUAUAUAUAUACCUUGAUGAGUUUUCAGAUCCCAUGAAAUAACAAAGUAAAUAUUCAUAUGAAACAAUAGAGAAAAGAUCAGAUGGCAACAUGCUCAGCAAGACAUCCCCAACUAUUCAUCUUUAUCUUUUCUUUUUGUUUUCUCUCUCUUGCUUGUGGGAGGGUGGUCACUCCGAACUUUAAGGUUCGAGCUGUUAAUCUUGGAGGUUGGCUUGUUACAGAAGGGUGGAUUAAACCAUCUCUCUUUGAUGGCAUCCCCAACAAAGAUUUCUUGGAUGGAACUGGGCUGCAGUUUAAAUCAGUAACAGUUGGAAAAUAUCUCUGCGCCGAGACCGGCGGAGGAACAAUCAUAGUUGCUAACCGAACAUCCCCUUCCGGAUGGGAAACAUUCAAGCUAUGGAGGAUCAAUGAGACCAGUUUUCAGUUCAGGGUGUUCAACAAACAAUUCAUUGGACUGGACAGUACUGCUGGGAAUGGGAUUACUGUAGUAGCUGUUGCAACAACACCCGGUGGAUCGGAGACGUUUCAGAUUGUGAGAAAACCCGAUGAUUCAAGCCGUGUUCGAAUCAAAGCACCAAAUGGGUUGUUCUUACAGGUAAAGACAGAGGAGAUUGUUACAGCUGAUUUUAAAGGGGAUGGUGGAUGGAGAGAUGACGACCCAUCUGUGUUCGUGAUGACAAUCAGCGGAAGAAUGCAAGGCGAGUUCCAAGUGACGAAUGGCUAUGGUCCGGUCAAGGCAUUGCAAGUCAUGAGGGAACACUGGAGCACGUUUAUAGUCGAAAAAGAUUUCAAGUUCAUAUCGAGCAAUGGGUUAAACGCCGUGAGAAUUCCUGUUGGGUGGUGGAUAGCGAGUGAUCCAACGCCCCCAAAGCCUUAUGUUGGGGGAUCCUUGCAAGCCUUAGACAACGCCUUCCUGUGGGCACAGAAAUAUGGGCUUAAUGUUAUAAUUGACCUUCAUGCUGCACCCGGUUCACAAAAUGGUUUCGAGCACAGCGCAUCCAGAGACGGUUCUCAGGAAUGGGGACUUACCGAUGACAAUAUACAACAAACAGUUGCAGUUAUAGAUUUCUUAACUGCUAGGUAUGCGAAGAACCCAAGUCUCUAUGCAGUUGAGCUGAUCAAUGAGCCUCUUUCACCUGGUGUAUCUCUAGAGAACCUGAUCAAAUACUACAAGGGCGGAUACGACGCUGUCCGUAGGCAUUCUUCCACAGCUUUUGUGGUGAUGUCAAACAGAUUAGGACCUGCUGAUCCCAGAGAGCUCUUCUCUCUUGCCAGUGGCUUGAGCGGGUCUGUUAUUGAUGUCCACUACUACAACCUGUUUUCUGAUGUUUUUGACAACAUGACUGUCCAGCAAAACAUUGAGUUCAUCGACACCAACCGUUCAGCGCAGCUGAGCUUUGUCACCACAUCAAAUGGACCUCUCACUUUCGUUGGGGAGUGGGUAGCAGAGUGGCAAGUUGGUGGGGCAACAAAACAGGACUAUCAGAAUUUCGGCAGGGCGCAAUUACAAGUGUAUGGGCAGGCAACAUUCGGGUGGGCUUACUGGACUCUAAGGAAUGUGAACAACCAUUGGAGUCUCGAUUGGAUGAUCAAGAAUGGUUAUAUCAGGCUUUAGAUUUUCUUUCAGACUUUCCCAUUUUUCUGAUUUAGUAAAACCACUGAAUUUCACGUACCCAAUUGUUACCAUCAAGAAUAAAUGCUUUGACAUUCCUCUAAUCCCAAGUAGCUCUUUUGUCACUCUACAAUCUUAGAAAACAUACUAGUGAUCGAGUGUAAAACUUCCUAGAAAUGAAUUAUUAAGAGUAUAUUACAUAUAUUAUUUGC